This is a messenger RNA of Hemisphaericaspora subhashii, 774 nucleotides long. RefSeq names its product phosphoribosylglycinamide formyltransferase (gene ADE8). Gene Ontology annotation, biological process: 'de novo' IMP biosynthetic process. The record is from RefSeq and is a predicted model, not a curated record. Gene Ontology annotation, molecular function: phosphoribosylglycinamide formyltransferase activity. The coding region runs from base 1 to 774 and encodes 257 amino acids. Lineage: Eukaryota; Fungi; Ascomycota; Pichiomycetes; Serinales; Debaryomycetaceae. Gene Ontology annotation, cellular component: cytoplasm. The transcript has a single exon.
AUGACAUUAAAUAUAACUGUAUUAAUAUCUGGAUCAGGUACAAACUUACAAGCAUUAAUUGAUGCACAACAAAAGGAUCAAUUGAAAGGAACAAUUACUCAAGUUAUUUCAUCAAGUGAAACAGCUUAUGGAUUAACUAGAGCUUCAAAUGCUUCAAUUCCAACUAAGAAUCAUAUUUUAAAGAAUUAUUACAAGGGAAUACCAAAAGAAGAAGUUGAAUUACGUAAAUCAAAAAGAGAACAAUUUAAUUUAGAUUUAGCAAAUUUAUUAAUUUAUGGAAAUAUUGAAGGAAUUACCAAAGAUGAAACUUACAAGAAACCAGAUUUAAUUGUUUGUGCUGGUUGGAUGUUAAUAUUAUCUCCAAGUGUAUUACAACCAUUGGAAAAAGCAGGAAUAACUAUUAUUAACUUACAUCCUGCUUUACCUGGUGCAUUUGAAGGUACUCAUGCCAUAGAUCGUUGUUGGAAAGAAGGUCAAGAAGGUAAAAUAACUAAAGGAGGAGUAAUGAUACAUAGAGUGAUUGCUGAAGUUGAUAGAGGUGAACCUAUUUUAGUUAAAGAAAUCGAUUUGAUUAAAGGUGAAUCUUUGGAAGAAUAUGAAGAUAGAGUUCAUAAAGUUGAACAUGUAGCAAUUGUUGAAGGAACAAAUAUUAUCUUGGAAAAGUUAUCAAAGAAGAAGGAUUCCGUAUCUAAAGAAACAAAGAUUAAAUUAGAUGAAUUAUCUAAAGAAAUAGAUGCUAUUAAAGAAGAGAAUGAAAGACUUUCCAAAGCGUGA